CGAAUUUAACAUGCACCUACCUAUACGUAGGUAGUUUGAGAAGCCGCCAUCGGGUGUUGUCUUGUUUUGUUUAUCCCAAUUAUAGCCUAGUCGCAAACUUUCAAUUCGUAAAGAAACAAACAAGCCCAAUUCUCGCCGGUACAUUUGUUCAGGGCCAAGUGUGGAUUCCAAUCUCUACAACUGUCCUUUUCUAAAUGUCACCCGAGUCAUCGAGAUAACUACCGUGGUAUAGCCUGUGUCGGAUACGCAUAUAGAGUUGAACUGGAUAUUUUUGUCCUUUACCGGCUUUCGCACUAAACUUAGCUGUCCAAGGUAAAACCAAGGUCGUCUCAACUCGAUAUACUGGGCAGUGAGGCGACCAACUUGACUCAUGAUAAUUUCCGUUCGGGAUAUAUAAGGCCCCAGAGCCUUGGUCAAAUGCUCACAGACUGCGCAUCUCGAUCAAAACAACGCACCCGUCAACUAGAAUUGUGCAGCUUCACUCUACUAAAUCAAUUAAUCUUUUUUAUUUCUUUUUUCUUUUUUUUUCUUGGGAACUACGUCGGCCAUUCGAGGCUACCUUUGAACAAUAUGCUUUUGUUCAGAGCUCUCCUUUUUCUCCUUCCGGCCAUCUGCUUGGCGGAAAAAGCAACAUCAACAGAAGAAUUUCCCCCAUCAAGAGUACUGGCUGCCUCAGCAGAGCGCUGCUCAAGCUCUGGCGCACCUAAUGUUCCUGAUUGCAGUAUUUGUACCAAUGGCUGCGAACCCCUUUUCAAGUGCUGUAAAAUACCUCCUCCUCCUCCUACUGUUUGAUGUCAAUCGUCAGAAGAAGCUUUACAGGUUUUGGCUGGACAAGGGGGUAUUUCCAAGUCGCGGGUGGUGAUCUAUUUAACUUAGGUACCCGACUAUCACAUUUGUUAAAACUACCAUUUAAAUUAACUGCAAAGGCCGCCAAGUCUGCUUUUUUAUUCUUGCUUUUUUUUUUGGUGCAAUGCGCGGCGAUAUCGGACGC
This is a messenger RNA of Pyricularia oryzae 70-15, 991 nucleotides long. RefSeq lists its product as uncharacterized. Lineage: Eukaryota; Fungi; Ascomycota; Sordariomycetes; Magnaporthales; Pyriculariaceae. The transcript has 2 exons. The coding region runs from base 418 to 792 and encodes 124 amino acids. The record is from RefSeq and is a predicted model, not a curated record.